AUGGCAGGUACUCCUUCAAGCACAACAUACCAGCAGCCUCAGAGACCGCAUGCUUCCUUGAUGAGAUCUUGGCGCGAGAGACUGGAUGAAAAAGAAGGUCGCAAUCCAAGACGGGCUCGUUCUACUCUUAGCCUUCACUCGAGGCUGCCUUCACUUACCGAGGAUGAGGUAGUGAAUGAGCGAGGUGUCAGCAGCCAUGGUGAAAACGUUGAUCCAGUCAAUCCACGCUCCACGUCACCUGCCACGCCUCAUGGCUUCACUGGCGUUAUGCCUCGAUUUUAUCCCCUUGCGGCUGGGUUGGCCACUCUGCCUCCAACUCCGUCAACUCUUGUCGUGCUCUUUCCCGGCGACGAGAAAGAGCAGUUGCGAGCACGCAUCGUGCUUGCAAGCCAAGAGUUGGCGGACAAAGAGGAAGAGUUGGCGAAGGAGAAGAAGCAGGCGGCCGAGGCGAAGGCUAGCGCGGCGAAGGAGAUGGAGAAAUUGAGGAGAAAGUUGAAAGAGGCGGAGGAGAACAACAGGCAGCUGAGGGAAAGAGUGGCGACGAUGACAAAGGAUGGGGAGAAGGAGAAAUGGUGGAGCUAG
Molecule: messenger RNA, 582 nt
Organism: Cyphellophora europaea CBS 101466
Lineage: Eukaryota; Fungi; Ascomycota; Eurotiomycetes; Chaetothyriales; Cyphellophoraceae
Exons: 1
Coding region: 1-582 (193 amino acids)
Source: RefSeq, a predicted model, not a curated record